This is a messenger RNA of Racocetra fulgida, 3333 nucleotides long. The record is from the annotation of a GenBank genome assembly. NCBI's taxonomy places the organism in Eukaryota, Fungi, Glomeromycota, Glomeromycetes, Diversisporales, Gigasporaceae.
AUGGCUUCUCAACAAUCGGAAAUGGGCAAGGAAUCAUUUGCUUCUGCUGUUACUGGGAACAGCGCUGGCGGCUCACCUCAACAUGAGACGAGAUAUUUUUCUUCAAAAAGGUUAGUUAUCACUAGAGAAAUACAGGCGGAGGAAGGAAUUACUGCUCCUUAUCGUUCAGGUCCCCUUCCACCACCGUCCAUUUCUACUAAUGGUGCUUUUAAUAAUGGUACACUCCUCUCGGAUUCUGCAGCUAGUGUAUCACUUGAAUAUUUGAACUUAAAGUCUGUUGGGACAAAAGUCUCUCCUACUCCUAGUAGUAGCAGUCCUGAUCACCUGCCCUCUUAUUCCUCUUCAUACCGUCGGACUAGGGCUGAUACACUACCUUCUUUGUCACGACCUAUUGUUGGCCAUCAUCCUACUUCUUCAUUGUCUAUCGCAACACCUAUUGGAUCCUCUGCUUCUGCUGCUACUCUUCUUACUACCCCAAAACCCAAUUCCCGUCUUCGAUCUGGAUCUCUUACUUUACCAUCAGCUUCACUUUCUGCUGCGUUUGGUCCAUCUAUUUUUACCUCAGGAUGGUCUGAUCAUAGAAGUGAAACAAAUGGUCCACCAACUCCUCCAAUGCAGACACCCACUACUGGUGAUUUACUUCGUGGGGAUGAAAAUAAUACUGUUGGUAAAACUUUAGAUUAUUUGGGCCUAGAUGAUCAUGAACAUCUUAAAGCUACUGGUAACCUUCCGAAAAUCAAAGUGGACAUGAAACCAUCAAACGCUCAAAAUUAUCAAUCUUCUGUGGGAUCUAUUUCUUCUUUACCUGCUCUUCGUAAGGAUGCAAAUAGAAUUCGUUCUUAUUCUGUGUCUGCUACUGCCAAGUAUGAUGAUCCGCCGCCUACAACAACUGUAUCUUCAAAUAACCUUUUCCCACCAGGUUCUGCAGCGGUGCAACAAUUUCAUCAAAACCAUUCUCGGCCUCGCGCUAUUAGUUUGGGUAUUUUGGAUCUACCAAAUGAUAUUAUGCUCAUGCGCCAAGGAAGAAAUGGUCAAAUGUAUAAUGAUUUACCAGAAACCGGGCAGGGUUCUAAUACUCCAUCUAGAUCUCUUGGGGGUGAACAAUUGGUUGGAACGAUGCUUAUGGCUGCUAUGGAAGGAAAAAAGAAACAACAGCAACAAAUUCAUAUUGAAGAUGAUUAUUUAUUACCGGAUCAUGAUGAAUUAGAUCAUAACCGUUCUGGUGUGUCAAGUCCUCAUGACCAUACACCUGACCAUUCUCAACAAAGUACACCUCCUCCACAAACACCUACUCGGUCUUUAUGGAUUGGGAAUAUCGAUCCGAAUCUUAGUACUCAAGAUCUUAUGCAACUUUUUUCGCCUUAUGGGUCCAUUGAAAGUUUAAGACUAUUGCCAGAUAAAGAAUGUGGUUUUGUUAAUUUUGUUCGAGUUGAGGAUGCAGUUCGUGCUAAAGAUGAUAUUAUGAAUAGAAUGGGCAGUCGAGUUGGAAAUUGUAUCGUUCGUGUGGGCUAUGGCAAGGCGGAUUCGUUAAAUGCUCAUGAUUUAUCACUGUCAUCACAAACACAGCUUCAACCUACACGUGCUCUUUGGAUUGGAAACAUUCCCACCUCGACCACACCACAAAUUCUACAGAACAUAUUUGCACCAUUCGGUCCAAUUGAAUCUGCUAGAGUCCUAACACACAAAAAUUGUGGAUUCGUCAAUUUUGAAAAAUUAGAUGAUGCCGUAAAAGCCAAGAAAGCAUUGCAUGGUAAAGAGGUUCUUGGAAGUGCUGUUGGCCCUGUUAGAAUAGGAUUCGCCAAGGUACAACCUAAACCAUCACCAACGUCGACUCCAGAGCCAGGUUCUCCUGCAACUCGUCAUAUUCGUAAUCUUUCAUCAUCAUCCUCCUCUUCUAAUAACCAAUGUUCUGGUCAAUGGAACGGACAAGUUGAAAAUUACCAUAAUAAUAUAAUUAGAAUGAUGAUGCCUGGGUCCGGCGGUCUGAAUGAAAAGCAAUUAAUGAUGCGCGAAUUGAGUGGCGGUGUAGAUGAUGACAUUGAGGACGUCAAUGAGAAUCGCCCUCCCACGACGUAUUUUACAUCUAUUCCUCCUGUGGGUGACCCGAAUCCGAAUCGUAAACCUGAUGCUUCAAGAUUGCGAGAAAUUCGCAAACGUUUGGAUAGUGGUCACUGCUCUGCAAAAGAAGUUGAGGCAAUUGCAUCUGAAGUUUUAGAAGAAUACUACAUUGGUAAUACAGUGAUUCAGAAAUUAUUUGAGCGUUGCUCUGAAAAUACCAAAACUAAGAUGUUGGAAAAGAUUGCACCGCACUUAGCGACUAUUGGUAUUCAUAAAAAUGGAACUUGGGCAGCACAAAAAAUCAUUGAUUUUGCUAUUGCUAUCGUAAUGAAUGCGGUCCCUCUUUCCACUAAUCCAAACGGUGCUUUAUUAUUGACAUGGAUGCUUGACACUUCAUCCUUCCCUGGUCGAUAUCGUAUUCUUGCUCCGCGCCUUGCUCCUCACUUGGCACAUUUGUGCACUCACAAACUUGCAUCGUUAACUGUUCUUAAAAUUAUCAAUCAACGACAAGAAGCCGAUGCUCGUGACUUGACGAUUACAUCUUUGUUUUUCUCUGCAAAUGAUCAAAUUCUGGAAGAUGUAUUGAGCGAUCAAGUUCACGGGGUCGGGGUUGUACAAAAAGUUUUGGCUAGUCCAUAUGUUGACAGCAGCGAAAAACAGAGGUUAGCAGAAAAGGUUAAAAUUGUUUUGGGCAAGUUAAAAGUUCAACAGGUGCAAGGAUACAAACGUUUACUGGAAGAAUUGGGAAUGGUUGGUGAUCCUGCUUUGGGCGCACCAGCUAUGAAUUCUGGUCCUUCCCCAGUUGGUAUUCCGCAAGCUGCAGUUAGUAAUCCUACUACCGAAAAUAGCAAUUCUCCUCACGAGCAAUUGGCCCCUCAAUCGGCAGGGCAACAAACUUCAAGUGAAAGUUCUACUCUAAAUUCAGGAACACAGUCUUCCACACCGAUGGCUUCAACACCGACAACAACUUAUUCAUCAGCACCAAUGUUUAUGAAUAAUAUGCCAAUGUCUCCUCACCCACAUUCGCCUUUUCCACCUACAUCACCAUAUCCUCACAUGAGUCCUUUUACGCCUUUCAUUCAUCCGUCCACUUUAGCAGCAGUUGCAGCUGGUAUGUAUGGACAUCCGGCAAUGUUUAGUCCUGCGGCUUAUCCAUACAUGCUCGCAGCAAGUGGUGCGAUUCCACCACCAAUCGCGCACACAUCUCCUCGAAAUGCCAUUUCCGAAUCGCUUUCACCAUCUUCUAUUGGUCACGUCGAAGUCCAGCAGCAAUGA